UCUUAAGCAACUCGUAUCAUUUCGUAAAUUUCGUUUGUAGAGACACAAAUAUAUAUUUCAAGGACGAAAUGCAGUUUAUUAUGUUGAAUACAAAUUAAGUAAAGGACUACCUACUUUCAUUUUAUCCAUUCUUUUUUUUAUGAAAGAAUCUGAAAUUUAUGUAUUUAGGAACUCUUGUAAGAGAGCGUAAUAUAACAGUUUUUGCAUUUAUUAUGGAGUGUAACAGUGAGGUAGGAUCACUCUCGCAGAAUGAUACUGGCUCCAGCACUGCUUCGAGUGUGAGAUUUCGCGAAGACAUUUCUUCGGAAGAGCAGUCGUUACUUCAGGUUUUAGAAAGAGGAAUUUCGGAGACGACAGAGGAAAAUAUCGCAUUUGGAAAAGAAAUUUCGUCGUUGUUAUCCCAAUUAAAUCUAGAAUUACAAUUUUUACCAAGUGACAUCAGGGAAGGAUUGCAAAAGAUAGCAUUAAUUUUACGAUUUGUGAAACUGUCAGAUCUUGAUGAUGUUUCAUUAAGUAUAGUAAGUGAAAGGAAAAAAAUUGAAGAAAAGAAAAGACAACACGAAGAAAAACAGCUGUCAUUAUUGUAUGAUCAUCUUUAUAGAAAAUAUUCAAUUUUUUCAAGGAAGCUUAAUCACUUGCAAGAAGCUGUAAGUUCUCUCGAAUGCUUCUUGGAAAAUGCACAGAAGGAACAAGAAGAUACUGAUUGUGAUAAAAUGUCAUUAUCUAUAAAACUAAAUGAAUAUCAACAAACCAUGGAGAACUUAGAAGCUGAUCUGGAAGAUAUGAAUAUUCAAGAUCUUUAUCCGCAAGAAAUAUUAGAGAAAUAUCAUAAGUAUUUAGAAACAUUGGGUGAAUUAGCUGAGCUUAAAGAAUACCUUAGUCAGUAUGGAGAUUUACCACCAAAUUUAUUACAAGCUAAAGCUCAGCUUGAAGUUAAACGAAAGGAGUAUGAAACUAUUGAGAAAGCAUUUUUAAAGAAAGUUUAGUAUGAGCAGUAGACAUUAACAGUAUCGUUAAUUACAUUUGCAAUAUGUUUCAUUUGUAAAUUUUUUCACUUUUAUACAAUAAUAAAGACUAUUAUAUUUAUAUA
Hylaeus volcanicus is the source of this 1090-nucleotide messenger RNA. RefSeq lists its product as uncharacterized. Lineage: Eukaryota; Metazoa; Arthropoda; Insecta; Hymenoptera; Colletidae. The record is from RefSeq and is a predicted model, not a curated record. The coding region runs from base 159 to 986 and encodes 275 amino acids. The transcript has 2 exons. Gene Ontology annotation, cellular component: HAUS complex; cytosol. Gene Ontology annotation, biological process: spindle assembly.